CGGAGCCCCGGCGUUCUGGCAGAGCCGGAGCCUGACGGCAGAGCCCGGCAGGAUUGGCACUUACCCACGACCCCCCUUCCCUGCUAUGAUGGCCGGUCAGUAGCAUGUUCCAGACCCCCCGGGGGUAUGUAGGCAGAGCUAGCGGCAGCCAGGUGUGCUGAGCCACAAGAGCUCUAGGGCACUCUGGGGGCAGCUCUGCCUGCUGCGCUCUCUGGUGCAGGGGGAGAUGCCCAACUGACGAGCGAGCUGGUGAGGACAAGAACGUUCCCUUUUGGCCCGAGUCCGCUGCAUCCAUGGCGCUGCCGGCCAGUCUGGUGCCCCUGUGCUGCUUGGCACUUCUGGCGCUGCCGGCCCAGAGCUGCGGGCCGGGCCGGGGGCCGGUUGGCCGGCGCCGCUACGUGCGCAAGCAGCUCGUGCCGCUGCUCUACAAGCAAUUUGUGCCCAGCGUGCCCGAGCGGACCCUGGGCGCCAGUGGGCCGGCCGAGGGGAGGGUGACAAGAGGCUCUGAGCGCUUCCGGGACCUGGUGCCUAACUACAACCCCGACAUCAUCUUCAAGGAUGAGGAGAACAGUGGUGCAGACCGCUUGAUGACCGAGCGUUGUAAAGAGCGGGUGAACGCGCUGGCUAUUGCGGUGAUGAACAUGUGGCCCGGAGUGCGCCUACGGGUGACCGAGGGCUGGGACGAGGACGGCCACCACGCUCAGGACUCACUUCACUACGAAGGACGUGCCCUGGAUAUCACCACGUCCGACCGCGACCGCAAUAAGUAUGGGUUGCUGGCGCGCCUGGCAGUGGAAGCCGGCUUCGACUGGGUCUACUACGAGUCCCGCAACCACGUCCACGUGUCUGUCAAAGCCGAUAACUCACUGGCGGUCAGGGCAGGCGGCUGCUUUCCGGGAAAUGCCACCGUGCGCCUGCGGAGCGGCGAGCGGAAGGGGCUGCGGGAACUGCACCGCGGUGACUGGGUGCUGGCGGCAGACGCGGCAGGCCGGGUGGUGCCCACGCCCGUACUGCUCUUCCUGGACCGGGACCUGCAGCGCCGGGCCUCUUUCGUGGCUGUGGAGACCGAGCGGCCCCCGCGCAAGCUGUUGCUCACUCCCUGGCACCUGGUGUUCGCCGCUCGAGGGCCUGCGCCCGAGCCAGGCGACUUUGCACCAGUGUUCGCGCGCCGGCUGCGCGCGGGGGACUCGGUGCUGGCGCCAGGCGGGGACGCCCUUCGGCCUGCGCGCGUGGCCCGAGUGGCGCGGGAGGAAGCCGUGGGCGUGUUCGCACCGCUCACAGCGCACGGGACGCUGCUGGUCAACGAUGUCCUGGCCUCGUGCUACGCGGUUCUGGAGAGUCACCAGUGGGCGCACCGCGCCUUUGCUCCUCUGCGCCUGCUGCACGCGCUGGGGGCGCUGCUUCCGGGCGGGGCCGUCCAGCCAACUGGCAUGCAUUGGUACUCUCGGUUCCUCUAUCGCUUGGCGGAGGAGCUGCUGGACUGAGCGCUCCAGGCAUAGAAACCUCGUGGCAUCCGCCUAAACGGGAGUGUGCGGGCUGAGAUCUGGAGAUGUGGGCAGCAGACGAUGCUGAUUGGGAGGGAGGGAGGGAUAGGGAGAAAAAUGGACGCGAUGGUUUAGGGCCAACCUCUAACUGAGAGGUUGGGUCCUAAGUAGGUGGGAUUGAUGAUGGGUAGUCAUCGACGAGGACUAUUUCUCCUUUUCUUCCCCAGUGCCUCAGCCCCACCCGAUUAUUUUAUUUUAUUUUCUAUUUAUAAAUUGUAAUAUAAUAAUCUGCUUGCCCCGCCUGGCAAGAUGAGGGGCUGGGGCACAGCGUUAACAGUUAUCUGACAUGGGAGCCAAUCUGACAUCUGACAUUUUCCUACAAGUGGGCUAAUAAAGGGAAGGCUUCCAGGAGCUUAUUGG
This is a messenger RNA of Lipotes vexillifer (Yangtze River dolphin), 1904 nucleotides long. It is a transcript of the gene DHH, whose product is annotated as desert hedgehog signaling molecule. NCBI's taxonomy places the organism in Eukaryota, Metazoa, Chordata, Mammalia, Artiodactyla, Lipotidae. The transcript is spliced from 3 exons. The record is from RefSeq and is a predicted model, not a curated record. Bases 294 to 1484 code for a protein of 396 amino acids. Gene Ontology annotation, biological process: cell-cell signaling; multicellular organism development; cell fate specification. Gene Ontology annotation, molecular function: patched binding; calcium ion binding.